Messenger RNA from Oncorhynchus mykiss (rainbow trout), 2169 nucleotides. It is a transcript of the gene bphl, whose product is annotated as biphenyl hydrolase like. The record is from RefSeq and is a predicted model, not a curated record. Lineage: Eukaryota; Metazoa; Chordata; Actinopteri; Salmoniformes; Salmonidae. Gene Ontology annotation, molecular function: serine hydrolase activity.
GGCUAAUAUGAGCUAGUGAAAGAUUUGCCUCCGUACUUUCGCCAAAACGCACACUUGUGUCGAAAUUGUCGGCAGGUUCUUCAAGCUAUUCAUUCACCAAAACAAACUUUGCUUUACACGUUUACCUGUCAAUAUAGUUCAGCUGUGACACAGUCAAAUGAGAAAUUGAGAAAUUGUGAAACCCAUUUAGAAACGUUUUGUCAACGAAAUGGCGAUGUUAUUCUGGGAAAGAGGACUUCGCAACGCUGUUACCAAAAAGGCUAUGCAAGGAGUCCAGCUCUACUGUACGUCAGUGGUAUCAGGCAGAGAGCGUGUGAAUGGGGUGGAUCUGUUCUACCAGCAGACUGGAAAAGGAGAACAUGCUGUUUUACUACUGCCUGGAGCUCUGGGAAGUGCUCAGACUGACUUUGGGCCGCAGCUGAAGUCUUUGAGUAAGGACCGCUUCACUGUGAUUGGUUGGGACCCUCGCGGGUACGGAAACUCCCGCCCCCCGGAGAGAGACUUCCCACUGGACUUCUUUGAGAGGGAUGCCAAGGACGCUGUGGACCUGAUGCAGGCGUUGAGAUUUCCAAGGUUCUCUCUGCUGGGCUGGAGUGACGGAGGCAUUACUGCUCUGAUUGCAGCAGCCAGGAACCCCUCCCUGGUCAAUAAGAUGGUGGUGUGGGGCUCCAACGCAUAUGUCUCACCACAAGAUGUAAAGAUCUACAAUGCGAUCCGUGAUGUGUCUCAGUGGAGUGAGAGGAUGAGGAGGCCCAUGGAGGAAGUGUAUGGGUCAGAGCUCUUCAUUAAGACCUGGGAAGGAUGGGUGGACGGGAUUGGACAGUUCGCCCAGAGACCAGAAGGAAGCAUCUGUAUGGAGCUGUUGCCUCAGAUCAGCUGUCCCUCUCUCAUCAUCCACGGAGAGAAGGAUCCCAUGGUGCCCAGCUUCCACCCUCAGUAUCUCCUCAAACACAUCAAGGGUUCAAGGUUGCAUCUGAUGCCGGAAGGGAAACACAACCUGCAUCUGAGGUUUGCUGCCAAGUUCAACAAGCUGGUUGAAGACUUCCUGAACCAGUGAUGGACAUAGGAAUAGGGUACCAUUUGGGACGUAGCCUAACAUUUUGCAGUAUGUAGGGAUUAGGGUGCCAAUUCGGUUACACAAGUCCUGCACCCACAGGAAAUGAGAAGCUUUCAGGCCUGGGUCUGUGUUCAAGAGUGGACAACAUUGAAGGAGCACUAUAGAAAGCAACAGUAAUAAUCAAUCAGAGUCUGGUCCAUUAAUUAACUGACUUAUCACUGAAUUACUGGUAUAUGAGCCAAAAUAAAUACCCAUCCACAUGACUAUUGCAAAUGUUAUGUAUUAAUUCCUUGUGUAAUAAGUUUAACUUUUUGCAUCAUUUGUAUUGUUGUGUACAGUCCUCUGUUUUGUACUGUUGUGUGUCAUAUAUGGCAUGUUAUGUAAAUGUUGCAUUUGCAAACUGUUAUGCCAUGUAAAACAAAGCAAAAGAAAAGUUGGAAAAUGAUAGUCAUUCAAUUACAAUUUUAAUCAGACAUAUUUAGUAAACAGCAGGGGUGAAAGUAAGGUGGUGUGGUACGGCGUCCCAGCAAAAUAAAUAGUGUGGGUACGCCGUACCAGUUAAACAUGAACUUAUCACAAUGAUUAAAACAAAAUGUCAAGAAAAUUAGCAAAUGGACUUAAACUGGUGGUAUAGCCUAUGCUCCAAUAUGCGAUGUGGUCAGAUGAGAACACUGAAAUUUUGCCAAGGUAGAGAUGAGUGGCUGACACAGACGCGUGCAGACAGCAGUGGACGCUUCAAUUCUGGCCUAAUGACAAUCACCAAAUGUCAUUAGACUUUUUGGUGUGUUGUGUAACAGAUGACUGGAAAGAGUCACCACUGUUUGGAACAAGAGCUCGACUUGGACUGAAAGAGGUUCCGGUACUUUUGAGCUAAUAUUCUAUAAGAGGAACAGGAGCUCAAGCAGUAGAACAUUUGAAGUACCAGUACUCAGUUCAUGUGAGGUCCUGGUUUGGAGGCUGGAAAUAUGUUGAGUGGAUGAGCUUGGAGCCCUUUGAAGUGAUUCUGAUAAUCAGAUAAAAACAUAAUGACUGGUUGUGUUUAUACCACAAUACUAGUUAAUACAUUUUAAAAGUUAUGAAAUAUCUUCUAGGUCCACAGACAUCCUUUUGAA